AUGGCCGCGACGUCUAAAUCGUCUCGCUCAUCGCCAUUGCCUGAAACUCCAGCGAGCCCGGUCCCAGUUCGCGAGCGCAUCGACGCCUCCCGCAUCCGAUCUCCUUCGAGUCCGUCCUCUUCGGUUGUUGCCUCUCGACCCGAACCCUCCUCCGUCACCGGCUCCACCAGCGUACAUCGGCCACACCAUUCGAGCCAUCAGUCCAUUAGUUCGCAACGGUCGGGCGGUUUUCUCGCCUUUUUCGACCGGACCAUCGCCGGCAUCACAGAGCCCCGGAUCCGGCCGCGCCAAUCCCUCAGUCGCCUCUCGACCGGCCCCGACUCACCCGGCAGCGGCCAGUCCAGCCCGGAGAGGGGACCUCGCAGUGCCCGUCCGACCUCCAACUACGCCAUUCCGGUGGGGUUGAUAUCCGUUGACGGCAGGCAGCUGAGCCCGACUCUGGUCCUCGGCGAUCCCCCCUCCCAGCCUUAUAGUGAGACCGAUCCCUCGCUCCCCGAGCCGACCCACCUCCCCCGAUUCGACAAUAAAAUGCACCAAACAUCUUCGCGGUUACUCCGCAUGACGGACGAUGACCGUCCAUACACCAAAGAUUUCAAAGACCUCUUCUCUACUUUAAUAGUCAGCCUUCUGCCGCUCUCAGCACAUCGUGUGCGAUUGACCAAGGUGGAGCACACCUUCCUCUCGGAAGAUGCCAUCAACAACCUCGGCUCCCUCAAGUUCUCCCAGUCCAACCGCAUGCCAGACCCGAAAGAUCCGUCGAGGAUCGUGACCACCACCACGACCACGACCUUUUCGAUGGCGAAGGACAUGGCUCGCUCCAUCUGCCAGCGGUUCUUGGAGGCAAGAUUCAUCGAGUCAGCAGAUGGGAGGUACCAGUCCGUGUACACGAUGAAGGGCGUGGUCUGGCAGUUGACCCCGAAGGGCAUCUCCAUCCUAGACCGCUUUUGCUCGCGCAACGGCAUCCAACAGAAGCAGGUCGCCGAGCUCAUUGGCUCCUCUCUCCCGCAACUGGUCAGCCUCGAGCGCGAUGGGCAGUCGGAUAAGCUGCUUACGGAUCGCGGCACGGUCGAGGUCAUCUUCCGGAGGUUUAUCGGGGCCAAUGGCUUCAACAUCAAGCCGACCGUGAGCUCGGCAGACUCGGACUCGUUGAACGACUACAAGGACGGUCUCACCGGCGUUAAGAUGGCCGCCGACCGCAAAGUAGGCGGCAAGACGUUCAAGGAUACUUUCACCGGGAAGGCCGCAUCUGAUUGGUUGCUGGAUUGCUCGACAACUGUUGACAAGAGAGAAACUUUUGAGAUUGCCGCGCUCUUCGUGGAAUAUGAUCUCAUGGAAGCCGUGCAGCAAGACCGGUCCUACAUGGUCCAGCACCCGGCCCAUAGCCUCUUCCAGCCGACCAAGCACGCCAUCUACCAGGUCACGGCGAAGGGGCGAGACCUUGCUAACGGCGCCGCCGCCAGAGGGCGAGCAUCCGAGAGCGAGGGGUUAUCGGCAACGCGGCCAGGCGGGAUCGCUCGCGAUUCCAACACGCAACGCCUCGACAAGAUUCUCAACGACCCCGCCCUGCGGUUGCUGUUCCGCGAGAACCUCCGCGAGACCCACUGCGAGGAGAAUCUGUCUUUUUAUCUGGACGUCGACGACUUCGUCAGGCAGUGCAGGCAGGCCAUCCGGGUUGCACAGAAGAGCCCCAACAAUGCCGCGUCGUUGGACGGGAUCAAGGAGAUCAUGGCCCAGGCGUACGGCAUCUACAACGCCUUCUUGGCCCCCGGGUCGCCCUGCGAGCUGAACAUCGACCACCAGCUGCGAAACAACCUGGCGACCCGCAUGACGAAGGCGGUGGGGCAGGACGUUGCCAUGAUCGACACCCUUCAUGAGGUCACGGCUCUAUUCGAGGAUGCCCAGAACGCCGUCUUCAAGCUGAUGGCUAGCGAUUCGGUGCCCAAGUUCCUGCGCAGCCCCAAGUACGAGCAGACGCUCAAGAAUUACGACUUCGACGCAGUCACCGGCAGCCACUCCCAGCCGCGCGUGCCAGAGCGCAGCCAGAGCCGGUCGAACCGCAAUUGA
Molecule: messenger RNA, 2064 nt
Organism: Chaetomium globosum CBS 148.51
Lineage: Eukaryota; Fungi; Ascomycota; Sordariomycetes; Sordariales; Chaetomiaceae
Exons: 3
Coding region: 1-2064 (687 amino acids)
Biological process (GO): intracellular signal transduction
Source: RefSeq, a predicted model, not a curated record